Neltuma alba is the source of this 759-nucleotide messenger RNA. RefSeq names its product L10-interacting MYB domain-containing protein-like. The coding region runs from base 1 to 759 and encodes 252 amino acids. NCBI's taxonomy places the organism in Eukaryota, Viridiplantae, Streptophyta, Magnoliopsida, Fabales, Fabaceae. The record is from RefSeq and is a predicted model, not a curated record. The transcript has 2 exons.
AUGGAGCAAAUCUACCGGAAAAAUCGUCAAGGAACAUCAUUUUCAAAGACUGGGUGGAACAACAUUCAUUCUGCAUUCAAUGCAAAAACAGGAAAAUCAUAUGAGAGGAAGCAAUUGAAAAAUAGGCUUGAUAGCUUGAGGAAGGAUUGGAGGACAUGGGUUGAUUUGAACAAAGAAACUGGUGUAGGUUGGGACCCUAUAAACAAUACAGUGGUGGCAACAAAUGAGUGGUGGGAGAAGAAAAAACUGGAGAAUCCCCAGUAUGAAAAGUUUAGGUACCAGGGGUUAAAGUUUGCUCAUGAAUUAAACACGAUAUUCAAGGGUGUGAUAGCAUCUGGAGAGGAUAUGUUGGCACCGUCUUUAACCCAACCUCAGACACAAGAGGAUGAUGAAGAGAAUGUGUAUAGAGUUGAUACAGAUCUCCUUGAAGGAUCGGGGGAUAGCGAAGAAGAUCUUGGAGGUGCUAGUAUAGGAGUUACGGAUGAGAUGGCAGGCGUAAACUUAACAGCAAAUACUGCACCUAGUGGUUCAGGAAGCCAUGGGAAGAGGAAGAGAGGUGAAGGGUCUAGCAGGCAAACAAAGCAAAAACUUCCAGCCUCAAGACAAAUAGCGGAUUCAGUUAGUGAAAUAGCUACUGCAUCUAAGGAUAGAGCUGCAACUCUUAAGAAAAUAAAAGAGGUAUCAAUUUCUGAGGUUACGGCCGAAGUGCUCUGCCUUGAGGAAAUUACAAGUACUCUGAUUUCCGGAACCGGUGCUUAA